AUGUCAAUUCGAGUGCAUAUGAGAAUAACUCGAGUCAAUUCUGGUGCUACCUCAAAUUUAAGAAAGUAUUUACAACAAAAUCAUAACCAACUUACAUGGAAACAAAGAAUCAAAAUAAUUGAAAACAUAACCACAGCAGUUUUACGCCUUCAUCAAGAAAAUUCUAUUCAUAGAGAUUUGCAUUCAGGAAAUAUAUUAUAUUCUGAAUAUAAUGGACUAUGGCGUAUUAUUGAUUUUGGAUUUUGUGGACCUGCUGAUAAACCAUUAGGAAGUAUAUAUGGGAAUCUUGCAUCAGAUAUUUAUAGUAUCGGUAUGCUUAUGUGGGAGAUUUCAUCUGGACAACCGCCAUUUGCCGACUUUAAACAUAAUUAUGAUCUAGUAAUGAAAAUAAUGAAUGGAGUGAGACCAGAAAUCAUACCGGGAACUCCAUUGGAAUAUGCAUAUUUAAUGGUACAAUGUUGGGAUGCUGACCCAUUAAAAAGACAUGAUAUUGUUACCCUAUUUGAUCAAAUUCUAGAAAUACAAAAAUCGUAUUAUAAAAAUGAAAAUAAAGAACAAAACAUUAAUUUUGACAAUACACAAUCAAAUCCAAAACCUAAUAUAAAUCUCAUUGACUUUACCAAACGCCCUACUUCAUGA
This is a messenger RNA of Funneliformis geosporum, 639 nucleotides long. The record is from the annotation of a GenBank genome assembly. NCBI's taxonomy places the organism in Eukaryota, Fungi, Glomeromycota, Glomeromycetes, Glomerales, Glomeraceae.